This is a messenger RNA of Cataglyphis hispanica, 4594 nucleotides long. RefSeq names its product centromere/kinetochore protein zw10 homolog (gene Zw10). Gene Ontology annotation, cellular component: nucleus; chromosome, centromeric region; RZZ complex. The transcript is spliced from 10 exons. NCBI's taxonomy places the organism in Eukaryota, Metazoa, Arthropoda, Insecta, Hymenoptera, Formicidae. Gene Ontology annotation, biological process: mitotic cell cycle; mitotic spindle assembly checkpoint signaling; endoplasmic reticulum to Golgi vesicle-mediated transport. The record is from RefSeq and is a predicted model, not a curated record. The coding region runs from base 335 to 2500 and encodes 721 amino acids.
GUUGUUGGCCUGAAUGAUCAAGCGGGGAACACACACUUUUACAUAAGCGCAUAACCAUAAGUAUAAGGAAAUUGAUUGGUUCAUUUCGUUAGGUAUAUGUUUGUGGACCAAUCAAUUCCUUUAUGCUUAUGGCUAUGCGCUUACGCAAAAAUGUGUGUUCCCCGCUUCAUACUCUAGAUCAGAAGUGGCCAUUUAAAAAGCAAAGAAGAGGAAGAUAUAGAGAUAUGUGACUCUGGACCCUGCCAGUAUACGCGAACUGUGAAUCAGAUUGCGAUCAUAAAGAAAGCGUUUGAUAUUUGACAUAUGUACCAAAUUUUUCAUAUAUAUUUCGAAUAUGACAUCGUUUGUAACAGAUGUACUAACUACAGCAGGAAAACUUGAAAUAGUAAAUCUUCAAAAAAACAUUGCUGAAAUACAGAUACAAAUAACAAAAUUAGAAUAUGAAGUUAAAGACUUUAUGGAUGACAAUUAUGUUGAGUUCAGUGCAAAGUUGACAAGAGAUGUGCACUUAGUUAAAAAAACUGAGCAGCUACUGAAAGAGAUGGACACUUUGCAGAGCAGGAUAAAUGAUCAAAUCAAAAUAGAGUUACCUGGUUUGACGAAAGAAUUGAAAACUCUCUCUCAAAAAUUAAAAGAAUCAAACAUUAGUUUGAAAUUAUCCCAUGAGUUGAUGAGCUUUCAUGAAUACAUAAAAUCUAUAAAAGGAACGCAAGAAGAAAAACGAUACAUUGAUAUUGCAAAAACUCUGCGGCAAAUGCAAACUUUAUUGGAUAAUCCUCAUAGUUUUCUACAAGAUCUUGAAAUAUAUGUGGCAAUCAGAGAUGAAUAUUGCAAUCUCUUUCGCUUGUACUCAAUAGAAGUGUCUAGACUGUUACACGAUUGCAUUUGUUGGAAUAAUGACAUGAAAGAUGGCAAAAUAAUUACUUCUAUUAUUAUCAAAAAUGAAUAUGAUAACAUGCAGGAAUUAAUACAAGGAUUGCAUGUCAUCAAUAAUCUUGAAAACUUCUUACAAACAUUUUUAAUGAACUUGAUGAAUCAUAUAAUUAAUCCCAUUAUUCAUGAUCACUGUUCAGUGUACGUUAUCAAGGAGAGAGAAUUUACUAUCGAAAUAUUGGAGAGAAAAAAAAUGCCAUGUUUCAAAGGUGUACUGUACAAUUUAAAAUUACUCUUUAAGUUUCUUCAUCAACAUCUGAAUCUGACAAUUUCGGAUAAUGAAACUUUUCUGAAAAGAAUGCAACCGCAACUGAUAAAACAAUUAUCGCAUUCUUUAACAACAGAUUGUAUCUCAUACACUAUUCCAACUUCUAAUGCGAAUCUAAAGAAUUUCGAGCCUGUUAUCGAAGCGAUUAAUGAAUUUCAAGAUUAUUUAGUGCAAAUCGAAUUUCUUUCUAAGGAUGAGCUCUUUUUGUCAGACUACACAAACAAUAUUGACAAACUUUUCAUUGACAGAAUGUGUCAGGAUUUAUUAGUCAAAGCUAGAAAUAUAAUGAAGAAAGACUUACAUGAUUCUGUUCGAUGUGAACUACAGGAACCACCUAUACUUAUGAAUAAAAUAUUUGAAAAUAAUUGUGAAUUAUUGAAUGAAAAAACAUUAAGGGAUAUGUCAUUUCAUUUACCGAAGUGUCAAAUUAGCAAAAGCGCGCAAGAUAUAUUGGAAUUAACAAGGACAGUAUUAGAUGAGGCUUGCAAUAGUUCGGAGCCUUGCGCCAGUAGAUUAUUUUAUACAUGUAGAAAUAUAUUUGAAAUGUAUGUCGGUUUGGUACCUGAACAUCAUAAAAAAUUUUUAGAAACGAUACCGCAGCAAGUUGCUCUAUUUCAUAAUAAUUGUAUGUAUCUUGCCCAUCAUCUACUUACAUUGGCGUAUGAAUAUAAAGACAAAUUCUCGAAAAAUCUACAAAAAAUGAAUUUAACAUUCUCGGAUCAAGUCACAAUAUUUCGAGAAGUCGGUUCGCAAUAUUUUUUAGAACACAUGAAGUAUCAAAAAAAUAUAAUUUUUGAUAUCAUCAAGGAUUCAGGUUUUUCGGGAUUAGGGCAAACGUCUGAAUUACAUCCUAGCACCGAGCGCGCUUUAAGACAAUGCAUCAGACAACUGGAAUUAUUGAAAACAGUUUGGCUAGAAGUAUUACCUGUAAACAUCUAUUGCAAAGCUGUUGGAUGUAUAACUAAUUCUAUGAUUGAUGAUUUGAUAUCAAAGGUAAUAACUGUUGAAGAUAUUCCAGCUAAUGUAGCAACCGAACUAGUAACUCUAUUCAAUAUGGUGAUAAAACGAACACCUCCGAUAUUUCCUGAUCAACAGAUACAACAAUAUGUACAUAAAUGGAGAAAAUUUUUGGAAUUGAUUAAGAUACUUGGUGCAUCACUGAAAGAAAUCGAAGUAAGAUGGGGAAAUGGAAAAGGCUCGUUAGCGCAAGAAUUCACUGCUGUACAAGUUAAACAACUGAUCCGAGCAUUAUUCCAGAACACUGACCGAAGAUCUAAUCUUUUAGCCUCUAUAAGAUAAAAAAAAAUAUCAAACACAUAUAAAAAUGUAAAAUGUAUAAAAAAAUAUAACAAAAAAAUAGUUAUAAGUUUGUAUCCAUUCCAUAUCAAAUUCAAUAUACAGGAUGUGCUAUUUUAAUUAACCUCCUAAAAAAAAUUUUAUUUUUGAUUGUAGAACAAAAUGCUUCAUACAAAAGUUGCUUGGUUUGAAGCAAGUCAUCUGAUGAUGAUCUUUAUUUGACUUUGAAUCAAAGUUUAGAGAGUUAUUUCAAAAACUACGUAAUUUUUUUAACGGAAACCCUUAUUUUUUUAUUAUCAUAUUCUUAUAGUCCUUCUUGAGAUCCUUUCAAAACACUAGAAUAAAGUAUUUUUUCAUUAAGUAUUUUUCGAGUUAUUUUAUAUCUUAAUCUCACAUAUUUUGAUACAAAAUAUUUCCUAAAAUAUUUAGUUUUCAAUAAUUUUACCGUAAUAUUUUUGUGAAACACAUCUAUUAAAAAUUAAGAGUAAAAUAUAUAUAAUUAAUCAAUUUGAUACUAUGAAUGACUAAUUGCACAAAUAUAUUUAAAAAUAAUGAUUACACGCACACAUUAUAUAUAUAUAUAUAUAUAUAUAUAUAUAUAUAUAUAUAUAUAUAUAUGUGUGUGUGUGUACAGGAUGUCCGAAGUUAAUCGCAUCACCCGUUGUGUGCAGGUAGAGCAGAUAAAACUGAAAAGAAAAGUCCUAUACCAUUUUUUUCUAUAACACUUAAUAAAAGAGUUAUUAUUGAGUGAAAUCUGGCCAAUCUCGCCGACCUUUAGGGCGUAUGAUCGGUGAGCCGCGCGCCUGGUAGUAUGCCUGGGCGGGAGCGCUCAGAUGUUACGACGGCUCACCGACGUGUGCAAGACUAAAAAUCGGCGAUGAUAGGCCAGACUUCACUCAAUAAUAACUCUUUUAUUAAGCGUUAUAGGACAAAAUGGUAAGAGACUUUUCUGCUCAAUUUACUGUGCUCUACCCGCUCACGAGCGUUGGCACAAUCUUUGCAGGACACCCUGUAUAUAUAUAUAUGUUAUGAUUGGAGCAUUUAUGUUUUAACACGCAUCUUAAUUGUCAAUAUCAUGUAUAUCUAAAUAUUUAAUUCUUAAUAAAUUCUUUUGCUAAAACUUAUUUAAAAUUAAACAAAAAGAUAAAAUAAUUACUGAUUAUCUAAAUUAUUUAUAAUUAACAAUUCUUUUAUCUUUUUGUUUAAUUUUAAAUAAAUUUUAGUAACAGAAUUUAUUAAGAGUUAAAUAUUGAAAUAUACUUGAUAUUGACGGAUGUGUGUAUUAGAAUACAAAUGCUCAAAUCUGAUUUAAAUAUAGUCUAAUCAACAUCAACUUCCUAUUUAUAGACAUUGUAAGAAUUCGAAAUCUUUGAUUGUCAAAGUUGAAGAAUUCUUUAAUUAAUGUUAGCCAUAAUCUACAAUGCUAAAUUCACUUGUUGAAACACUUCCAUAAACAAAAUAUUUGUUUGUUAAUUGAUAUUAAACUUGCUUGCAUUGAAAUCGUGUAUGAAGAUUAAAAUAACAAAUUUAAAUUUCGAGAGAUUUUCUCUUCGUUAGGAAUUGAUGAAAAUAUUAAACGUUUUUAGUUUCAGUAUAUUUUAUCUGAAAAUCAUCCACUAUAUACGAAUAGUUACAUAUUUACAAACUUUUUUUUGACAAUCGGUUUUCCUAGGUGUAUAUAUAUAUAUGCUCUCGGAAAACCGAUUUUCAAAAAAACAUUAUAAUAUCAAGGUUUACACACACACACACACAUAUAUAUGUGUGUGUGUGUGUAUGUAUGUAUGUAUAUCUUUGCAAAUGAGAAAAACGCGAUAUUUUCAGAUAUGGGUUACUGCUUCAUUUGUCACUUUUUAUUAACUCUUAAAUGUUAUUGGUGUUAUUUUAAAACAUCCUAUAUAUGUAUGAGUGUUGUAUAUAUAACUAUUUAGAUUUUAAUAUUACACGUGACGCACGCACAUACACACCAAAAGCUCAUAUAUAUAUAUAUAUAUAUAUAUAUGUGUGUGUGUGUGUGUGUGUGUGUGUGUGUAAGUUCUUCAUAGUUAAAAUGGGAAAAAUGAAAAAAAUGGGAAAAAAAAAAAAAAAAAAAAACCAAAA